Messenger RNA from Ctenopharyngodon idella (grass carp), 4882 nucleotides. It is a transcript of the gene cckar, whose product is annotated as cholecystokinin A receptor. Gene Ontology annotation, biological process: neuropeptide signaling pathway. The transcript has 5 exons. Lineage: Eukaryota; Metazoa; Chordata; Actinopteri; Cypriniformes; Xenocyprididae. Gene Ontology annotation, cellular component: membrane. Bases 417 to 1754 code for a protein of 445 amino acids. The record is from RefSeq and is a predicted model, not a curated record. Gene Ontology annotation, molecular function: gastrin receptor activity; neuropeptide receptor activity.
GUUAGGGUUAGGGUUGUUUUUAGUAGUUCAUGGAAGGUGUCUAUAGUGAGAAAGUGAAGGCGGGGUCUACGGUUCAGUGAACGGCAGCACUGAUCAACAGCAUUACUUCACAUCACAACAGCAUGAGCAGCAAGAUUUGACGAUAUACAGUCCUGGAUUUACUUUAAGUAUCCAUUUUCUUUUGUUAUUUUUUUUUUUCUUUUGACAUUUCAAAACUUUAUACAGUUUUGUAUUGAAUAUAUCAUUGUUAAUUAGGAUAAAACCAUGUGCUUUACUAUAGAGUGCAGCACUGUGGCAUUAUGGCAGAGCAAAUGUUCCUGUACUUUUACUUCCAAGAGAUAAGGAUACAUUCAUUCGGAUAGAUACUAUAUAUCUAUAUUGUGAAGGAAAGCGGGAAGUCAUCAGAAACAACAAACAUGGAGACAUUUACAAUUCAAGAUAUGCUCAUCAAUUCCACUGAUAUUUAUAAAAUAUUAUGUGGAUUGGGAAUCGGAAAUUUGUCGGAGUGCAAAAAUGACAGUGACAGCACGUUCGAACCAAAAGAUAUGAACCAGACUGUUCGGAUCGUGCUGUAUGUGCUCAUCUUCCUCCUGAGCUUCAUAGGGAACAGCCUCAUCAUCACCGUUCUGGUGCGGAACCGGCGAAUGCGGACGGUCACGAAUCUGUUCCUACUGUCUCUGGCCGUCAGUGAUCUGAUGCUGUGUGUGUUCUGCAUGCCCUUCACACUCAUCCCCAACCUCAUGAAAGACUUCAUCUUCGGCAGCGGCAUGUGUAAAGUGGCCACGUACUUCAUGGGUAUUUCGGUGAGUGUAUCCACAUUUAACCUUGUGGCCAUCUCUCUGGAGCGGUACAGUGCCAUCUGCAACCCCUUUAAGUCCCGUACCUGGCAGACGAAGUCCCACGCUGCAAAGGUCAUUACAGCCACUUGGGUCGUCUCUUUUCUGCUCAUGCUACCUUAUCCAAUAGGCAGCACCCUGGUGCCUUUCAUGCGCAGUAACAACAGCACAGGCAACAUGUGCCGCUUGGUUUGGCCCAGUGAUGUCAUGCAGACCUGGUAUGUUUUCCUGUUGCUGAUACUCUUUCUCGUGCCUGGGAUCAUAAUGAUGACAGCUUAUGGCCUCACCUCACUCGAACUCUACAGGGGAAUCAAAUUUGAAAUGGCUAAUAGGAAGUCAAACAGAGAGAAAGAAUGCGGCACGUCCAAUCUGAAAAAUGGUGAUGGCGAUGGCUGCUACCUCCAGCCGUCCAAGAGGAAGCGCGCCGAACCCGUGAUGCUCAGCAACCCAAAAUCCAAACUGAGAAGGGUUUGCAGCAACAGCCCUACAGCAAACCUCAUGGCCAAGAAACGGGUCAUACGCAUGCUGCUGGUGAUCGUGGGGCUGUUCUUCCUCUGCUGGACACCGAUCUUCGUCGUUAAUGCCUGGCGAGCCUUCGAUAGACGUUCAGCCGAUCGUCUCCUCUCAGGAGCACCAAUAUCCUUCAUCCACUUGCUGUCCUACACAUCUGCCUGCGUCAAUCCUAUAGUCUACUGUUUUAUGAACAAACGCUUCAGACAGGGCAUUCUGUCGACAUUCAACUGCUGUAGGGAUGAUUUUGAUGAAGUGAACAGGAACAGCAUCCGACGUAGCGCCAGAGGAGCUGGAGGGCUGGGAACGCUGUUUGGAGGAACCAGACAGGCUGACAGUAACACGCAAACCUCAGGAACGCUUACUAGGCUGACUGAGACCAGUAUCCGUGGCUCAGCACAAGCAUAAUUGACACUCAUCAAACCUAGAAAAUUUCAGCGUAAGAACCCAUUUUGGUUUAACAAGUAUAUCUAGUCUGAAAAAUAUGAUAUCAUUGUCAAAAUCGUUCAGAGCUUGGCAGGGCCGUGCACAGACAUUUUGGGGGGGCAGGUGCUCAAGUUAAAAAAGGCACCCCUCUUAUAAUUAUUUAUAAAAAGUAAAGUUACAUAUUGCUGAUCAUCUUUUAUUAAUUAUAUUAUUUAAAACUAUACACUAUAGGGCUGUUAUACCAAUUAAAUGAAAUCAGUUUUAACAAAAUCCAUCUUACCAUUUAUCAAAAUCCAUUUACACUGCAAUUACAAUUGCCUAAAUAGUAUUAUGAGAUUAUUGUUCUAAAUAUAACAUUUUGAAUAUAGAAAUAUGACAAGUUGGAAAAUGUAUGAAAACUGAAAUACUAUUAUAUAUUAAACUAAAACUGACAGUAGGUGGUGGCAAGUCGUAAUAAGUGAAUGAUAGAAUUGUUUAUUUAACCUAUUUGUUCAAACCAGCUGAUUCAUUCAUGAAAGAAGCAAGUCUCCAUUGACUUUAUGAAUGGGUCAUUGAAUCAUUGACUUACCUGAUUUGUUCAAAAACAGUGAAUCAUUCAAGAACGAAACACUGUUGUGUGUUGCUGGGAGACGCAACUACUCUGCUUUGUUUGGAACUAUUUUCGUUGGCCCAAUAGAGCAAAAACUGUCAAAAUUGACAACGUUGUGUCUAAAAAUAAACGUAAUGUUUAUCGAACGGUUUUAUAAAAUUAAUAUUACAUUUUGCAAAUUGUGCUGAUAUUUGGGAAAAUAGCACUCCUGCUCAUGUGAUAUUGCUUAACCAUAGUAUGCUAUAAACACAGAAUACAAUAACUCGUACAAGGGCAAUUCAUAUCUUGAAUUUAGGGGCAUUUUUAUUCAUUUUGGUAGCAUUUCCGACCUUACACAAUGCUAUUUUACGUCAACAGCAGACUAGUUUGUUUAUUGUUAAGCUUAAUGGAGGGCUAUUGCCUAAGUUAGGCUGGCUGUAUUGAGAUGUUUUAAUAUUGAUUUAAUUUCACAUUGGUGACAACAAAGAGUGUCGAAGUUUAGAGCAAACACGAUGGUUACUUGGCUGUCACCAAUGAAGGCAGGUCUGUGAGAUGUGGAUGCUGCUCGCUUGGUGGCUGUGACAAGGUAUGUUGGAGGGUGGGAGUCGCAUUAUUAUUCAGAAUAAGUUGUCGGCACAUGCUGAGAAUUGAUUGAGAAUGGAUGCCAUAAUAAAAAAAAGUCUUGCAAAAAGGGUACUUAUCUAGUCAGAGGCCAAAAGGGCAGGUGCUUAAGCACCACUUGGGGUCUAUCUGUGCACGUGCCUGGAGUUUGGUGAUGUUUAGUAAAAUGGCUGCUAACUGAAAAGAGACUGAUUGUACUGUUGAUAAAUGAGAGCACAAGUACAUAGACAAUGGCUGCCAAUAGCAUCGAAAUGCUGACAGAAUCUAGUGCUUAAUUUUAGUACGUCACUGUUAAUCAAACAGAAGCAUCAAAUGGAGCAAGACUUUGUCCUCAUUAUGGCUCUGACUUACAAAUGUUGAGAUUUUUAUAAAACACAAGACUUUAUAAAUAAGUUUGUCCAUUUGGCUCUCUAAUUUUCUGGCUCACCUAGAAGACAAAGAGGAUUUCCUUUGCUUUUCUUGGUAUUUUACUUAAUUUUUGUGUGUGCGUGUUACGGUCAAAGCAAUCAUCCAGAUGUUUUGAGAAUAUUCUAAUAGUGCUUUUAAAUACACUACCAUUCAAAAGUUUGGCGUUGGGAAGAUUUUUAAAAAAGUUAUUUAAAGAAGUCUCUUAAGCUCACCAAGGCUGCAUUUUUUUUUUGUUUCUGCAUUUAUUAUUGUGAAAUAUUACAAUUUAAAAUAAGUGUUUUCUGUGUUAAUAUAUUUUAAAAUGUAACUUAUUCCUGUGAUCAAAGCUGAAUUUUCAGCAUCAUUACUCCAGUCUUCAGUGUCGAUUGAUCCUUCAGCAAUCAUUCUAAUAUGCUUUGCUGCUCAAGAAACAUUUCUUAAUAUUAUCACAUUUAAACAGUUGAGCUGCAUAAUACUUUUGUGGAAACCGUGAUAUAUUUUUUUCAGAAUUCUGAACAGAAAGUAUCAAUUUAACUGAUCAAUUUAAUGCAUCCUUGCCGAAUAAAAUUAAUUUCUUUUCGUAUAUCUUACUGACCCCAAAUAUUUGAAUGGUUGUGUAUAUAUCGUCAUCUGAGAUCAGUUUGGAGAUGCUUAAGAGUGUACACUGGCCUGUAUUUGAUAUUUUGUUCAUCAUAUCUGCUUCAGUAAUGACCACACAGAUAUAAUUCUCUGUUUGAUAAAUGUAUGACACACACUUACACAAUCUGCAAUAGCAAAACCUCUUGAUUUAUUGCCAAUACCGCAUGCAAAAAUGUGUAAACUCUGUACAAAGUGUACCAGCUUGUAUCUGUGUCCAUAGGUAGAUGUGUAGCAUUAACCAUUUUCUUCUAGGAAAGUACACAGUCAUGUCUUUAUCUUGUGUGUUAGCAAAGCCGUACUGUUUGUACACUGUGACAUAGAGUCUGUCCUUAUCAUUGCAUGAGACUUUUAACACCUGUUGCGCACUUCAAAAGAACCUACUCAAGGCUGCUUCUAACAUCUGGGAUAUUUUCACCAGGACAUAUGGUCAUUGACUGUAUUUGUUUAUAAUAUUUGUAUAUGCCAAACUCACAUUUUUAAUUUGAUCUCUCAGUGAAAUAAACAAUGAUGUCUUACUUUAAUAGCAUACUCAUAAAAAUAAUAAGCCAAGAUGUUAUAACGCACAUUUGUAUGGUCCUCGGUACGACAACAUACUGUAUGUCUAUAUUCACUUACAUUGACACAUUAAACCUUGUAAAGUCUUAAUCAUCCGUUGAAUGUCUGUAUACCAGGAAAUUUAAUAAUAAACAUCUACUUAUUAAGGGAAACAUUUCAAAACCCUGAGGAGAUUCACAUAUGCCAGUCCACAUAUCAUCUAAUAAUGAAUAUUUUAGGAGUGCUUUGUAUGAAAUGCAACCUGGGGGUCGGACCGAAAUAUUCCUAUUGUGAGUUUUAUUUCAGUUGCGUCACUGUAUUCUUGUGAAGUGGAUAUAUUAAAAGUGACUUUUUUCAUGUA